This is a messenger RNA of Funneliformis geosporum, 2835 nucleotides long. The record is from the annotation of a GenBank genome assembly. NCBI's taxonomy places the organism in Eukaryota, Fungi, Glomeromycota, Glomeromycetes, Glomerales, Glomeraceae.
AUGAUUUCAGCAGUAAAGAAACAGGAUUUUAGAACGUGCGCGCAAACUUCGUUUUGUCGCAGAAAUCGUGAUUAUGCUGAUAAAUCUGCUAGUUCACCAUAUAAUGUAAUCAAAGAUACGAUCAAGAUAGAGGAUGGAGUCAUUUCAGGAGAAUUAAUUAAUUCUGAAAAUAAAGUUUAUUUUAUCUUUGAAAUUCAUCUAUUAAUCAAUAAUGUUGUCAGAAUUCGAGUCAAUGAAAAAAGUCCACUAAAACCUAGAUAUGAUAGAGUAAAGGAUUGGUCACUAGUCCAGGAGCCUAGUAAUACUUUAGAAUAUACCGAAAAUACCGUAAAGGAGGGUAUUACAUCAAUCUCUUUUGGAAUAGAUCGAAAUCAUAAGGUUAUAAUACAUCAUGCUCCAUUUCGUGUUGAAUUACUGGAUAACGAUUUACCGGUCAUUACAUUUAAUGAUCGCGGAUUCUUUAAUUUUGAGCAUUUAAGGAAAAAAGAUGAUCCAGUUAAUAAUCAACCUGAUAAAUUAGUAAUCCAAUCUGACGAUAAUGCAGAUUUUGCAAGUGAGGAAAUACUAGAAAAAAUUGAAGAAAAACGAGAGGAUGGUUUAUGGGAAGAAACAUUUAAUGGCAAAAAGGAUUUAAAACCAAAUGGACCCGAGUCUAUUGGUCUCGAUAUCUCAUUUCCGGGGUUUGGUCAUGUGUAUGGUAUUCCAGAGCAUGCAACAUCUCUUUCAUUAAAGGAAACACGCGGGGGACCAGGUGCAUAUAAUGAACCAUAUCGAUUAUAUAAUUUGGACGUAUUUGAAUAUGAUAUAGAUAAUCCAAUGGCUUUAUAUGGAUCAAUUCCAUUCAUGAUGGCACAUCGUAAGGGAGCAUCAGUCGCAAUAUUAUGGCUUAAUUCCGCCGAAACAUGGAUCGACAUUGUCAAAAGCAAAGAAGACAAACAUGGACUUUCAAGUUUUCUUAAUUUUGGAAAAAACACACCAACUUCGACGCAUACACACUGGUUUUCUGAAUCUGGCAUCAUUGAUGUGUUUGCCUUUCUUGGCCCAACAACAUCUGAUAUAUUUAAGCAAUAUGGAUCUCUCACCGGAUUCACCGCUCUACCUCAAUCAUUUGCAAUCGCUUAUCAUCAAUGUCGAUGGAAUUAUCUUAAUCAACUUGAUGUAGCUGAAGUUGAUGCAGGAUUUGAUAAACAUGAUAUCCCAUAUGAUGUCAUUUGGUUGGAUAUUGAACAUACCGAUAAUAAAAAGUAUUUUACAUGGGAUAAAACAAAAUUCGCAGAUCCAGAAAAAAUGCAAAGAGAUAUUGGUAGGAAAGGAAGAAAGAUGGUAACAAUUGUAGAUCCACAUUUCAAAAGAGAUGAUAACUAUUAUGUUUACAAGGAGGCUAAAGAAUUGGACCUUCUUACUAAAGAAAAUGUUGAUAAAGUAUAUGAUGGUUGGUGCUGGCCUGGUAACUCUAUUUGGCCUGACUGGACCAAUCCAAAAGCUCAAGAUUGGUGGGCUAAAAAAUUUGCAUUUGAUCAAUAUAAAGAAUCAACCGAAUUCUUAUUUAUUUGGAAUGAUAUGAAUGAGCCUUCUGUUUUCAGUGGUCCUGAAAUUACGAUGCAUAAAGAUGUUAUUCAUUAUGAAGGAUGGGAACAUCGUGACAUACAUAAUCUUUUCGGGAUGGCUUUUCAUGCAGCAACUGCUCAGGGUUUAAUAAACCGAACCAAUCCACCCCGUCGUCCUUUUGUACUUUCUAGAGCAUUUUUUGCUGGAAGUCAAAGAUUUGGUGCAAUUUGGACAGGUGAUAAUACUGUUAGUUGGAACCAUUUAGCUAUUUCAUCCCCAAUGUUGUUAACUAUCGGUAUUUCUGGAUUGCCAUUCUCGGGAGCUGAUGUUGGUGGAUUCUUUGGAAACCCUGAUCCCGAGUUAUUAGUUCGUUGGUAUCAAACUGGUGCUUUUCAACCUUUUUUUAGAGCACAUGCUCAUAUUGAUACAAAGCGUCGGGAGCCUUGGUUGUUUGGAGAACCAUACACUAGUUAUAUUAGAGACGCAGUUCGACAGAGAUAUAUUUUAUUACCUUUUUGGUAUACUUUAUUUCAAGAAGCUAGCACUAACGGAAUGCCAAUCAUUAGGCCUAUGUUUGUAAUUUUUCCGAAUGAAGAAGAGACAUUUUCUAUGGAGGAUCAAUAUUUUGUUGGAAAUUCUCUUCUCGUUAAACCUAUCACAAAUCAAGGACAAACUUCUACUGAAAUUUACUUUUCCAGAAAUGAAGUAUUUUAUGAUUAUUAUACAUUUAACAAAGUUAAAGGGUCUGGUAAAGUAAAAGUAAAUGCUCCUAUAAAUAAGAUUCCAGUAUUCUUAAGAGGAGGCUCCAUUAUUCCUAGAAGACAAAGAUUCAGAAGAUCUUCAUUAGCUAUGCGUUCAGAUCCAUUUACACUAUUGGUUGCUUUAGACAAUAAGGGAGAAGCAACCGGAUCAUUGUAUUUAGACGACGGAGAAACUUAUGAAUAUCAAAAAGGACAUUUUAUACAUAGAAAAUUUAACUUUACUUCCGGAAUAUUGUUGUCCACAUCAUUUAUUGAUGGUCUAAAUAUCGAUAAAGAAAAUAAUUAUGUUAAAUCAAAUAAGGAUCUUAGUGUAGAAAGAAUAAUUAUUCUUGGAAUUGAUAAAGCACCAAAGAAAAUAAUUGGGUAUUAUAAUGAUUCAACAGAUGAUAAAAAGGAAUUGAAAUUUAGUUCAGGAGGAACUAAUUAUAUAGGAAUUAAUAUUGAAGAAAUAUCCAAAGAUGUUGUUGUUAUUAGAAAUCCUAAAUUAUUGAUUAGUGAAGAUUGGACUAUCGAAUUUGUAAAUUAA